GCCAAAUACAAACUUCCGGGAGGCCCUUUGUCGUAAAGCGACAAGCAGGACAACGACGGAGAAAAUUAAGCUGAAAUAUGCACGGAAAACCCCACUCCACCCCACCACCAGAGCCGAGAACAAGCUCCCUAGAAAACGACGCCGUCCGGCCGCCGAGCAGCGCCUCCCGCGCCCCCGCCCCAGGAGACACCACCUCGAAUCCUCAGGCGCAAGCCUUGCUCCCUCCCCAUUAAGCUUCCUUUCCUCCCUCUCGGCUCAUCAAUCUCUCUCACCGACGCUCCCAAACGCCGCUUCGCUUUGGUUUCUUGCUAGCUCGCUGCUGCUGAUUUCCCCAAAGCCAAAUCCGUCCGUCUUUUGUUUCUGGCCAGCUUCCCACUUCGGAAUCCUGCUGCGUGAAGCCAUGGCCGAGGCCCCUGCCGCCGUCGGCGUCCUCGGCUCCCGACCCCGGGAAGUCGUCGCCCCAGCGCGCGCACCUACUCCGCCUCCCCCUCGCGCGGUCCGUGAGCUCUGCUCCCCCACAGAUGGUGAUAAGGAGGUGACUGGAGGCGCCGAUGCGGCGGAGGUUCCAGAGGACCGGUCUGUGAGUGGCGGGGCGUCGGAAGGUUCAGCUGUCGUUGACGCCGACAAGGCUGCGGUUUUGUGUUCCGAGGGUGCCGCCGAGCUCGAAUCGGCUGAGCCGGGUGUUUUGGAUGUCAGAUUAGAAGCUCCGGUGGCGCGGCUCCAUGAGCAGAAGUCGGAUUGCGGGAGCUCGGGUUCUGAUGAAGCUGGCGCAAUCAACAAUAUCUCUUCACUGGUUGCGGUGUCCCCAUCAGAUACCAGUCCAAAUUCGGAAACUACUGGAGAAAUUCGUGGUUCUUGCCUUGCGGAAGGAUCCCUGGCGGAGGCGAGUGAUUCCCGAGGACGACAACGAGAGGCACAGGAAAAGCCAACGGGCGUGCAAGGGAUGCUUGUGGCUGCGGGGUCCUCUGACGGGCAUGCGAAUUCUGAGCUCGGAGUUGAGGUGAAAGGUGAUUUCGAUGGCCGACAUGGCCUUAUGCAGGGGGAAUCGGAGUUGCGUGUUGGCGGCGGCGGUGUGGAGGCGGACACAGAGAUGGGUGGCGCUUUGUGUGAUGAAGAGGUAAACAGAGAGUUUGAGGCUUCAGAUAGCUCCACCGCGCGGGUUCAGGAAGGAGUGGACAGGAUGGAGACGAGUUUGGAUGACUCUGAAGGUUCAGACGGCUCAACCACGCAGGACUCUGAUACUGACGUGGAGACUGAGUCCAGCAGCUCUAGUAUAGAGGAACAGGACGCGGGAUAUGGAGUCCACGUCCCACCCAUGGAACAGCCUAUCUGUGAGGUGACCAGGGAAAGCAACAUUUCAGAGGUGAAGAGCUCUGAUAGGAUGGUUUCAGUAGCUGUAUCAACACAUGUAUUGGCUUCAGGUGCAGCCAUGUUACCUCAUCCUUCAAAGGUGCUGACAGGUGGUGAAGAUGCUUAUUUUAUAGCUUGCAAUGGUUGGUUUGGUGUAGCGGAUGGAGUUGGUCAGUGGUCAUUUGAAGGAAUCAAUGCGGGGCUGUAUGCGAGAGAGCUAAUGGAUAGUUGCAAGAAAUAUGUUAUGGAUAGUCAAGGGGCACCAGAGAUGAGAACAGAGGAAGUUCUUGCUAUGGCUGCAGAUGAAGCACAGUCCCCUGGCUCUUCAACUGUUCUGGUUGCUCACUUUGAUGGGCAGGUCCUUCAUGUAUCAAAUAUCGGAGAUUCGGGAUUACUGGUGAUAAGAAAUGGACAAGUACAUGAACAAACAAAGCCGAUGACUUAUGGUUUCAAUUUCCCCUUGCAAAUUGAAAAGGAUGUUGAUCCUUUAAGACUUGUACAGAAUUAUUCUAUUGAUCUACAAGAAGGUGAUGUCAUUGUAGCAGCGACAGAUGGUGUGUUCGACAACGUCUACGAGCAAGAGAUAGCAGACGUUGUUUCAAAAUCUCUAGAAACCGACCUCAAGCCUACGGAGAUUGCCGAAUUACUGGCUGCUAGAGCAAAGGAAGUGGGCAAGUCUGCAUGGGGGAGUAGCCCGUUCUCAGACGCGGCACUUGCAGCCGGGUACCUUGGUUACUCCGGGGGCAAGCUGGAUGAUGUAACGGUUGUUGUAUCUAUUGUUCGGAAAUCUGAAAUAUAACCCUGGAUAAGUUGUAUUUUCAUCUCUCACGGCCAUGGCAGCGCUAAAAUUGCGAGCCAUGUUCUUUGCGCUGCUCCGAAUGAGCUGGCACUUACCACUGUGUUUCUGGUCGUA
This is a messenger RNA of Brachypodium distachyon (stiff brome), 2263 nucleotides long. RefSeq names its product probable protein phosphatase 2C BIPP2C1. NCBI's taxonomy places the organism in Eukaryota, Viridiplantae, Streptophyta, Magnoliopsida, Poales, Poaceae. The transcript is spliced from 9 exons. Bases 401 to 2149 code for a protein of 582 amino acids. The record is from RefSeq and is a predicted model, not a curated record.